Molecule: messenger RNA, 3639 nt
Organism: Chara braunii
Lineage: Eukaryota; Viridiplantae; Streptophyta; Charophyceae; Charales; Characeae
Source: the annotation of a GenBank genome assembly
CACGGGUCGGCCGGUGCAGUGUCUCACCGGUCGGUCCAGUGUCCAGUGUCUCACGGGUUGGCCGCGGGGACUGAGCGGACCCUCGUGAUAGUUUCAACCUACUGGGUGUAGUCGUAAUCUGUCACUCGAUGAAGGACUAAUCUUACUGUAUUACAGUAAGAUUAGAUGUGCAUGCUAGGAUAUGUUGCACUGUAUCUGGAGGCGGUCACCAUCAAGAGCGUGGACGGAACACUCCUAUGGUAGGGUCGCUCGACAAGAAAGUACUUCGGGUAGUCAAAGCGGCUGCUUAUGCUGAUCGGUAGGUUACACUGCAGAAGUGAAAUCGGCGGGAGUCUGACGCAAGGCUCGUCUGUGCAUCGGUGACUGAUAGCAAGCGGGCGGGAUCAUGUCGUCGUCUGACGAUGAUGACGCGGAAGAAUUGCGUCGGUUGCGCGUGCGCGCAUCUGCGCGACAAAGGGAGAUGCUAGAUGCGGGAGGAGGAGGAGGAGGAGGGGUGUUUCGAGGCUUGAGCGGGUCGUCCCUGGAAACUUUGAGAGAGAAACAACGUCGACUGCAAGAGGCGACUGCUGUUACUUCGCACGUUUUUCAGCCACGUGAUUGCGGGGAUAGAGCAGUGCGCGGGAAUGCCCGCCGUCCUCCUCAGCUGUUCCCGAUUGGUGUGGAGAUUGCUGACGUGGAGCCGCCGCCAGCGGCGCAGUUGAACGCUGCUGACAACGGCGGCACGAAAGGAGUGGAGUCCUCUUCGAAGCUCUCAUACGUUGGAAAGAGGGGAGAGGAUCGGAAACUUGAUGGAAAGGAUGAUAAUGAUGAUGAUGGUGAUGAUGAUGAUGAUGAUGGCGCUGAUGAUGAUCAACGGCGGGGGAAGCAACAAGGAGGAGGCAGCUUUGAAUUCGAAGCCGUUGAUGAGGCCAAUUUACAGGAAGGGCUACGCAAGUAUUUCCCCCUAGCCUUCGGUCAGCAAGAGGGGAAGAGAACGCCUCUGGAGAAGAUCCACUCGCAAACGAGGCGGGAAUCUGGGAAAUCGGCAAAGGGACAAGCCACAUCGAUUGCAUUGGCGGGAUCCAGCGGUGAUGGCGACGUUGGCAGAGUGGGAGGGCAAGGAGGAGGAGGGUGGGAGAGGCGGAGGGAGAAGGAGAAGGAGAAGGAUGGAGGAGGGGUGUCCUCCUUGUUCAAGAUGAAAAGCCAGGAAGUGAAGGGCGCUGCUUACGAUGAACAGGAGGCGAGGAACGGGAUCAGGAGCGGCGGAUCAGCAGGGAGGCUGACGUCCCCAAGAUCUAUGUCGAAGAACCGUGAAAGGGAGGGAGGAGGAGAUGUAGAGGAUGCUAUGCCGCUUGUUUCCACGGGAAUGAGCGAGCGGCAUGAGGAAGAAGAUGACAGUGGUGGAGAUAUGGUUGGACUGCCGAGACCGCCUCCAUUGAGAUCCAUGCUGAAAGAGCAGAACCAGGAGGAAGAAGAAGAUGAGGGGGUCAUGAUUGGUCCGCCAAAACCCCCGCCAGCGAAAGCCGGGCAGGAGGAGGAGGAAGAGGAAGAGGAAGAAGAGGAUGAGGGUGCGAUGAUCGGCCCACCAAGGCCGCCGCCGGAAGCAUCGACGGGAAGGGACGAAGAUAUGGAGGACGGCGGAGAGGGGCCGGUGAUGAUUGGUCCAGCGAGGCCGCCGCCAGAAGGGCAGGAAGGUGAGAGUGACGACGACGAUGACGACGAUGACGACGAUGAGGAUGAUGAGGAUGACGAUGAUGAUGGAGAUGAAUAUAGAAUACCAAUGAGCAAUGAGAUUAUCCUUGGAGGGCAUUCCAAGAUCGUCUCUGCGAUUGCGGUGGAUCCUACGGGUUCCAGAGUCUUGACUGGCUCUUAUGAUUACGCAAUUAGGAUGUAUGAUUUCCAGGGGAUGGAUACACGGCUGAGAUCAUUUAGGCAACUUGUACCUAGCGACGGACACCAAGUGAGAGCACUGAGCUGGAGUCCCACAGCUGAUCGGUUUCUGGCGGUCACAGGAUCGUCUCAAGCGAAGAUCUACGAUCGUGAUGGACUGACGCUUGGCGAGUUCCUGAGAGGGGACAUGUACAUUCGAGACGCAAAGAACACCAAGGGACAUAUAAUUAGUCUGACAUCGGGAGAAUGGCACCCUAGGGAGAAGAAUACCGUGCUGACUUGUUCAGAGGAUGGUACAAUUAGGGUUUGGGAUCCGACUACAUUUAAGGCGGCGGGUCAGAAAAUGGUAAUCAAGCCGAGACUGUCUAGACCAGGCAGGGUGCCGAUCACCGCCUGCGGAUGGGGUAGGGAUGGGGAAUUAGUUGUGGGAGGGUUGUCGGAUGGCUCGCUGCAGCUGUGGAGCGUGAGAGGGAAAGGUGGGUGGGGAAGCCGGCCCGACUUCUAUCUGGAGAAAGGUCAUGAGCAGGGUGACGAUAUAUCCGGGGUGUGUUUUUCUGCAGAUGGGAACAUGCUUCUGUCCCGAGCCACGGACGACACGCUCAAGGCUUGGGAUCUGCGGCGCUUUAACUCACCCCUCAAGGUUUUUGACGACUUGCCAAACAGAUACGCCCAGACGAAUGUCUCAUUUAGCCCCGAUGAAAGGCUGAUUUUGACCGGGACCUCAUCUGUAAAGGGUCGGGAUCUCGGCGAUCAAGCAGCUGAGAGGAGCGGGAGAGGAGGAUAUGUGGCGGCGUUUGACAAGGAUCGUCUGGAAUUAGUGCGCAAGAUUGGGGUGAGCGGGGACUCCAGCGUGGUCAGGGUGGCGUGGCACCCUCGAUUGAAUCAGAUCUUCGUAGGUGCCGGAUCGAAGAAACAGGGGGGGACGCACGUGUUGUAUGACCCUACGCAGAGUGAGAGGGGUGCGCUGGUGUGCGUGGCGCGGGCCCCGCGGAAGAAAUCGGCGGAAGACUUCAUUGCACCACCGCUGGUCAUCCAUAACCCCCAUGCACUUCAACUGUUCCGCGAUGAACCCAGUCGGAAGCGACAGAGAGAGAAGGCGCGGAAAGAUCCCAUCAAAUCGCGGCGGCCCGAGCCACCGCUGCCGGGACCAGGACAUGGUGGCCGCGUGGGCGCGUCGAAGGGCAGCUUGUUGACCCAGUACUUGCUGCGGGAGGGAGGAUUAAUUAAGGAGACCUGGAUGGAGGAGGAUCCGAGGGAGGCGAUCCUGCGCCACGCGGAUGCCGCUAAGGAAGAGCCACUUAUUUUUGGAGCGGCUUAUUCCAGAACUCAACCUGAGCCUGUCUUCCAAAUGCCCGACGACGAAGAAGAAGAUGACAAAAAAUGAAGAUGAUGAGAAACGGGAAGUUGAUUUUUUUAAGGUGAUUUUCUCCCCUUUGGUGGAGCAGGAGCCGGCUUUGCAUAAUUCCAUAGUUAAUUAGAUUGACGAUCUAUUGAGUAGUUGGUUGAUAGGAAGCUAGGAAGAUUAGAUAGAUGGAUAGAUAGGUAGACGAAUGGUUUCGGACUUUAGAUAAGAUAGGUUAGGCAAGAUCAAAAGGUAGGUGAUCUGUAGGGGCUAGCACAGCUUGAAGAAAGGAUAGAUGAUUUUCUGUUUUGGCCAUUCCUGCAGUUGAUCUUGCUACCAAAUAUUCUAUGACAUGCAAUUUCAAUUGAUCUUCUGCGGCUCUUGUCUUUCUGUCCGUUUGGACUCAAGUACGAGAAUGUAAGACAGUU